Molecule: messenger RNA, 123 nt
Organism: Funneliformis caledonium
Lineage: Eukaryota; Fungi; Glomeromycota; Glomeromycetes; Glomerales; Glomeraceae
Source: the annotation of a GenBank genome assembly
GAUCUAUCAUGUUCUAAUUUUUCUGGAUCUCCAUCUGAUGUUCAUUAUAACUCAACACAAAUUUUCCGCAUGUUUGUUGGUAAGAAAGAUGCUUCCAUAAUAACCACACCUCCUAGAGGUUAG